This is a messenger RNA of Cherax quadricarinatus, 2968 nucleotides long. RefSeq names its product serine protease filzig. NCBI's taxonomy places the organism in Eukaryota, Metazoa, Arthropoda, Malacostraca, Decapoda, Parastacidae. Gene Ontology annotation, biological process: proteolysis. The record is from RefSeq and is a predicted model, not a curated record. Gene Ontology annotation, molecular function: serine-type endopeptidase activity.
GGUUAGUUAGCAGCAGUGUGUGGUGGCGUGCGGCUGUCUCACCCAGGUGAUCGUGUUGCUCCUGUACUCCUGCAAGAUACCUUCCUCACACACCUGCCUCACCGUGUGUAACGAGCAUUCAGCAGAGUUAUCAGUGAGGAGAGAAUUGUCAAGGGAACACUUGGAGCAUGCAGUGAACUUGAUCAACCUUCCUGUUAGCGUUGGCAUCAGGAGCUAAGACAAAUCUCGUCAAGCAAUUCCUUCCAUUACUUCAAGAUGUCUAGUAACUUGACGUUCCUGAGUCUCCUGUCCUUAAUGGUGGGGUAUACCUUUGCUACUGACGGUAGCAGAGAGGGAAGACAGAUAUUCAUGCAGAUGACGACGUACGUAUUCCGAGAGAGCGGCAGAUACCAGCUGUGUGAGCUGGACGGCACUGUGGGAGCUUGUAUGAACCAAGUGGAGUGUUCCAGACAGCGAGGACUGUUCGCCGGGUACUGUGGCUAUACUGAUGACUACUGCUGUUUUGUGGACAAGACUUGUGGGGGCAGAACGAGUGCCCACCACGCUUACUUCAGGAAUCCAUCCUACCCCAAGAAUGACACAUUAGCCAGGAGCUGCAACUUCGAAAUUGAGAUCAGAAAGAAGGUGUGCGCCGUCAGGCUAGACUUCAAUAAGUUUGAGCUGGCGAAAUAUGACGACAGUGUGUGUAUCAGAGACACGUUCACUGUUCUGGGCACCAGUUUGAACGAGACCACAACACCUGUGUGUGGCAAUAUGACCAACUGGGCAACAACGUUUGCUGUAAAGGAGAAGAGUGUGGUGACGCUGGCCAUGGUACUGCAGGGUAUACCAGCUUAUUUGUUCUCCAUCAGCAUCACUCAACUGGCCUGUCAGGACAUUGUCCCCUUCCACUCACCAACGGUGGCUGGAGUGAUGAAUCCUGACGCUAAGAAGUACAUCCCCACCACAACCACUGAGAAACCUGACCCCACGACCACUGAUCCCACCACUGACGACACCACCAUCACCACUGACGACACCACCAUCACCACGGAGAUGAUGGAAGAUAUGACCACUGUCAGCAGCAUAGCCGUUGAGAGAGAGGUGGUUUCUCCAGAUCAUGAGGAACCCGUUCCCACCACACUCAAGCCAGGAAAGCUGCCAACACCGUCUACUGAAGGGGUGUUGAUACGCGCGAUUUCACAUCCAGAAUCUGUGGAAGAGGAAGGAGAUGAGCUUGAAAGUGACGAGGAAGAAGAGGAAGAGGAGGGAAUAUACCUGGAGAAUUACGAAGUUACCCCUCCAAUAUCAGCCUUCAAGCAAGCAUUUGAGCUCAAAGUAAAUGACAAGUGUUGGCAGUAUGAAGAAGAAGCAGACACCGGCUUCAGAAUUAUUGGCGGCGGCUACACAAGGUUAAAUGAGUUCCCCUGGCAGGUGGCGCUGGUGUACAGAAACAAAUUUUUCUGUGGAGGCUCACUCAUCAGUGACAGACACAUCCUCACUGCUGGACACUGUGUGUUCGGGAGCUUCUCAAGGGGAAUAGACCUGUUGAGGGUGAGUCUGGGGGACCACGACCUGGCUACCCGCAACGAGACCAAGAAUAUCGUCGCUAAGGUCAAGACGGUCCACUGGCACCUUCACUACAACCCACACACCACCGUCAAUGACAUAGCCCUCAUGGAGCUGGACGAACCUAUAGACUUCUCCUACAGCAUCAGUGCCGUCAAGUUACCCAGCGACCUAGAUGAGCGGUACGAUCUAGCGAACGCUACAGUUAGUGGGUGGGGACGGUACUCCAGCAAGGUGAAGAAAACCAGCAGCGUCUUGAAGAAGUUUACAGGACCUCUGAUGAAUACUACUAAAUGUGUGGCGGCCUGGAACAAGUUCCCAGGCGUCAAAGCUCUUUAUGACAAACAUGUGUGUCUUGACAUCACUAUGGGGACUCCAUGUCACGGUGACUCCGGCGGGCCACUGGUGGUGUGUUCUGGGGUGCAAUGUACACAAGUUGGUGUGGUCAGUUUUGGCUUCCCUCUCUGUAUCAACGUAGGUCUACCCACUGUCUUCACUCGUAUCACCAACUACAAGUCGUGGAUUGACAUGAAUCUUCUCCAGUUGAAUUAUGUUUGAGCUGUUAUUGAUGGAGGAGCUACAGUGGAGGAGAAUAAACGGGUAAAAUAAUAGAGAAAAAAGCAGAAUAGUUUUUCGUGAUUGAUCUGCUAGGCUUCUGAUGCUUAGCAAAAUUUAAAUUCGUUUAAUUAAUAAAUAUAAUAGCGACGAUAUUAUUAUACACACAAAAAAGUGCUCCUAAUCCGUGUGGGUCAUUCAGGGGUUACAGUACAGGCGAGAAAAUUAUAUGCAGAAAUAAUUCACAAGUAACUCAGACUUGGCAGAGGAUUUUUUAGACAACGUUUCGCUCUCUACUGGACAGAAACGUUCUUUGAAGGUUUCUCUGCCAAGUCUGGAUUAUUUGUGAAAUGUCGGUGAAGUGACAAACCCGUGUAGGUCAGGCGGUGGUGGAGGCUCGAUCCUCCGUACAGUAAUCUGGAAGCAGACUCCGUGCUUCCAGCCAGACUUUUCUCUGAGAAUCCUGUAACAAUCAUGAACUAUACUGUUCAUCUUUGAUGUGCAAUAGUUAUACCCCUAUUAUUAUUGUUACUCCUCUCAUCAUAUCAAACUCAAGCAGGAUACAACAUGAACUGCCAAAUAUUCGGGCAUUAUAAACUAUUUUUAAGUUUUGCAACAGUCUAAAUAAACGUGUUUGAACAGUCUUGGACCUGACAUUAAAAUUACCUUAUUCAUAAUUAUACCUAAUUUUUUUUUCCACUGAUGGAUGUUCAUAUUUUGGAUCAUCUGUCACUGAUGUGGAGAAAUAAUGGUGUCUGUCGGGAGUACAACACAAGUAUAUCACUCACAUGUGUCUUUAUUACUCAAACCUAUGUAAUCAUUCAAUAAAACGAAAAAAAAAAUGCGGCCCUAUAGAUUUCUACUU